UGCAUGUUUAAUGUGGUAUCACUUUCUUUAUGAACCCCCUUCUCCCUCUUCAUGUCUGUAUAUACAGAUAUACAUGUGUAUGCUCGUUCUGUCAACACAGAGGGGUUCAAAAGGAUUUAACAUGUUUAAUCUGGUCGUAGUAAAUGAUACUCACUGUACAUGUGUUUGAUCUAACCAAGGGAUUUUUAUUCAUUGAAUAGAUUGAAUAAAAAUUUGUGUAUACAAUAUGGUGCAGACAUGAAUAUGAUGAAAGUUUUGUAUGAUAUGUUUAUAAGUCUUCAAACAAAAGAUGUAUGAUAAUGGUAAUCUUAGACAAUUUAUAUCAAGUUCAGUUCAGAACUACUUCAGUAUAUUCCAUAGUCAUUAUAUUUCAUUGGAUUAUCUCCCUUUCAUCAGCAGAAUAUAAUUUGGUUAAUGGUGAAACAGGAAAAUAUCGUUGGUUUGACACAGCAGCACAGAUUCAUAGAGUAUGUUGUUAUUGUCCCAUAGAAGCAGUGAAAUCAGACAAAUAUAAUGAUGCUUUUCAAGUAGGGGAAGAUGAAAGUCGUGAUUCUUGUAAUGCAACAAAAGAUGAAGUAAAGCAGACUAAUAAGUGGCCUUUCUGUAUAUGUGACCACAAAAUGGGACUGAAACCAGAGUUUAUAGGAUGUGUACUGCCAAAUAUCAGUCGUGUAGAAUGGACCUGUGACAAUGCAGUUGCAUCCCUCAAUGUUAGUGUUUAUACAACAUGUACCCCUAGGUGUACUAAAGACAAUAUGAUUCUAGUUAAUCCUGGUGCUAAGGCAUAUAGGUGUGGAGAGAACAAAACAUGGGACAACCAACCAAAAUCUGUUUCCUGUCGAGAUAAAGACAAAAACAAAGGUGAUUCAGAGAAUUGGAAAUAUAUGGUGUUUGUGAUAGUUCCUUGUUCAAUAAUAAUUGCAGUUAUAUUAAUAGUAACUUGCAAGAAGAGGUUAUGGCAUCAUUGCUACUUACAGGCGAAAAGAGAGAUCUGCAGUGCUAGUUCUAGUGAAGACAGUUCUUCAAGUAGAAAGGAAUUGCAUACAAUAUCAGAAAGUUCUACGCUUCCUGACUCAUCCUGUGGAAACACCAAUGAUAAUAGGACAAGUGUCACACAAUCAUCUGAUUCUGGUGUUCAAAGUGAUACUUGUUCAAUCAGCAUGGACACAAUUAUUGAGACUGAAUGUGACCAGGGAGGAGAAAAUGUAAUAAAAAUAGAUGAAGAUGAGAAAUUCACUUCUAGUCAUGAUCCUCAAAUAGAUGAAGAAAAUCAUCCUUCGGUGGAUAGGUCAAAGGAGGACCUUAUCAAAGAGGAAAAAGUGCCACUUUUAAAGAGUGUUUAUGAUACAAAACCAGCACAGCCUUUACUUGUGAAAGUAAGUGGGUUGAGAGAGAGUUACAGAGAAGAUGGAAUUUAUUACAGUGUCAUAAGAGGUAGUGAGAUUAUAAUAGUAUCUAAAAUAGUACAAACAGAUUCAGACUUCAUUUUAGAUAGAGAAUAUGAUGAACAUAAACUUAAUUAUUAUAAGAUAAGAUCAGCCAGCAAAAACAAUGAAGGUGUUUAUAAUUGGGAAUUAAAAGACAAUAGUAAACAAGGGAAACAAACAGGCUGCUUUAUCAUUACAAUUUGUGAUAAGGAACGACCAGAGCCAGUGGGUGAAAACGCUGAAUCUCUGCCGUACAACACUUUAGUUACAGAUUCCAUGUUAACAGUUGAAGAAAAUUUACUUGAAGUAUAUGGUCCAGGUAGCCCUUCUCUACCAGAUGAAGCCGUAUGUGUUCAGGACAGAAAUAGUCCCUUUUCCUCAAUUUAUUCCAAUGGUGCUAACAUUUCAAGUUCUGACAUAUGUGAGGCUAUGUCUCAGAAUAAAAAAAAUUUUGUCGAAGAGUGUAAACAUUGUAAUUUGACUUUAGCAGAUGCUUUAUAUCAACAUGGUUCAUCAAGCUCUUUGAGUAAUAUUUGUCAUAUGCUGGACCCUACAACCACAAGUGAAUCACAUUGCUGGAUAGGAUUUGUUAAAUUUUAUGGCCUUAUGGAGGGAUUCAAAAUUAAAAGUAUAGAGUAUCAUAAGAAAGGAAAUCCAGAAGAUGGACACAUGCACCAUAUUCUUCAACAACUACCUGCACAUGACUUUAGAGUAGGACAUCUAACAUAUUAUUUCUCGAAAAAACAUUCACUUCGGGAAGAUGUGUUAUCGGAGAUAAAGAAGUUCCACAAUAAUUGUAAAUUCUGUGAUAUAUGUUACAAAACUGAUCAUAGUCAAUCUAAUUAAAAUACAGUCAUGUGUACUCACUUACCAGUGGUGGAUCUAAAACUUUUCAUAAGGAGGGGACGUGUCCUGCUUGAGUCAUGCUUCAGUGAUUCCCUAAAUAAUUAACCACAUUUUUACCACAAAAGGGGGCAGGUCCCCCUGGAUCCACCUAAAUAACCAUUACAAGUGUAAUGUAUUCUCAGUUGUUCUAAUGAUCUGAUUGUAGCACCUUCAAAAUUUUGAAGGCUGAAAUAUUCUUAGUUGUCAUUUUAGUUAACAGAAAAUCAAGUAAAACAAAGCAAUUGGUAUGCAAAGUAUGAGUCAAAGAUUUGUGUUUAACCUUAAAUGGGAAAAUUUCAUGCCAAUCAAUGACAAAAAGCUUGAUAUUUGUACAGCCUUGAUGGCAGAGUAUAAAACAAGACUAAGGGUAUGCUGUUUUCGACAGUGGCAGUUGGGACAGUAUUUACAAUGUAUAAGUUUGUAAUUAUGUCAGUUUAGGGUGAACCACCUGCAGUUUAAUUAACAAGGACACAUCUCAGUUGAUUGAGAUUUUUAUGCCCCACCUACGAUAGAAGAGGGGCAUUAUGUUUUCUGGUCUGUGGUCCUGAUUGUUCGUCCGUCCGUUCGUUCGUCCGCAGGUGAAAGUUUUUGGUCAAGGUAGUUUUUGAUGAAGCUGAAGUCCAAUCAACUUGAAACUAAGUACACAUGCUUCUUAUGAUAUGAUCUUUCUAAUUUUAAAGCCAAAUUAGACUUUCGACCCAAUUUCAGGGUCCAUGGAACAUGAAAAAUGAUAGUGCCAGUGGGGCAUCUGUGUACUUUGGACACAUUCUUGUUUGACCUUGUUUUUCACAGUCAUGUUUAUUUUCAUUGAAUGUUUUGCAUCGCUUAUUUGUUUGAAUAUUCCCGUUUGUGUUCAGUGUACAAUACUAUGAAUUACAAAAGGGAAAGACAUAUCUCAAUGUCAAGAGUUUAUUUUACCUUCUAGUUAAAAUGUAGCUAUCUUUGCUGUGACACCCAGAAACGGUGGUGUGAUCAAAGAAAACAUGUUCUGUGUUUCAAUCAGAUUGACUAAUAGUUUGUUAAUGUUAUAUACAUUGUAUAUGUUACAGGAGAAUAAUUUGGUGCCAUAUUUUUCUAUGUUAUUAUAUGUAUGUUGUAUUUGAUUAAUUUGGUGCCAUAUUGAAUGAUAUUUUUAAUGAUGGACUUGAAAAGAAGUUUCCAGUGAAUUGCUAUCAAAUGUUUGUACUGUAAAAGCAGAAAUUUUUUGUUGGUGAUUUAAAUAAUUAAUUUCGUUUAUUUUGUCCAUGAAAUUAAAACCUCAACCAAAAUUUAACUGUUGAUUUACCAAAUCUGAAUUCAAAAUAUUUACAUUAUUUAAUUUGAUAAUCAGACAAAAUCAUAUUGACAUCAUUUAUACAAUGAAAAGAAUAGCUUAAUUGAUUAGACAGCAAUAUUAAAACGUUUUCUUUCAUUCAGAUGAUUAGCCCAAUCUUUUGUGUGUACAGUAAUAAAUAAUGAUCAAGAUCUGUCAAUAAAUGUUUUUUAACAGUCUAAUAAUACAUUUAUUGCACAAUCAUUGUCCUUGGAUAAAAAAUCAAAGGUGUGUAAAAGCCAGCCAACAUGUGCAGGUCACAACACUUUUGAAAAAGUGCACACUGUUACUUUUAAAUGCUUUAUUGAUUUUUUAUUUGAAAAAAUCAGAUUAGUUUUAUGGAGUUUAAAUGUCAGUUUAAAAGGGACAUUUACACCAUUCUUUUUCAAUUUAAAAACAACAAAAAACUAAUCCCUACGAACUGUUACAAAACAACAAAAUUAUAACCCUACAAAAAUUUAUGUUUAAACAGUUUAGUGCCAUCCUUAUUUCAAAAUAAUACAUUGUCUUUCUAAUUCAGUAAAGUAUAAUUUUAUGGACAAGGACAUUUUUAUAGAUCUUCAAAUUACUGCACAUUUACCAACCUCCAAAGUCUAAUAUUUGAAGAGCCUGUACAGCUACUCAACAUCUGUAUGCAGUAUAUAUCUAAGAAGAUUAAGGGGAGAUCAUUCAAAUCUUGAAAUAGACAGUGGCGGAUCCAGAUUUUUCAUAAAGGGGGG
Molecule: messenger RNA, 4343 nt
Organism: Mytilus trossulus (common blue mussel)
Lineage: Eukaryota; Metazoa; Mollusca; Bivalvia; Mytilida; Mytilidae
Exons: 13
Coding region: 294-2273 (659 amino acids)
Source: RefSeq, a predicted model, not a curated record